AAGCAAGCGCACAGCCCUCUUCUUAACAUGUGGCUUUGUUAUUGUUUAGAUUUAGGCCUUGGCUUGAAAGUUGGUCACAAAGCUCCUCCUACUCAAGAGAGCUGAUUGGAUAAGAUUAAGGGCAUGUCCUUUUUCAUUGGUCGAAGCGAAGUCAUCGCGACCCCGCGUGAACAGUAAAACGAAGCGGGCACACGGGUUCAGCUGCAAGGAAAAACCUUAUUCCGCUGCUCACUGCUCUCCGCCGAAUAGUAAAGCAAGUCAGCUGAGUGAGAUCAAGAUCUAGACUAGACUCUAGUCUUUAACAAUUCAUAUUGAACUAGAAAGAAGGAGACAUGCAAAAUGUUUACGUGUUAUAUCACACUUCCAAACAAGCAGUUUCACGAAAUCGAAUUCGAUCCCAAGCAAAUUGGACAAGUUAUUCUUGACAAGGUUCUUGAUGUUCUUGGGAUAAUUGAGGUUGAUUUUUUUGGCCUACAAUACAACGGAUCAAAAAAAGAAGAAUUGUGGCUGAACCUGCGUAACCGUGUCUGUGAUCAAAUCAUCGGGUCAUCCCAUGUGUACCGAUUGAAACUGAGAGUCAAAUUCUUUGUUGAGCCACAGUACAUCCAACAAGAGUCCACAAAGGAUCUGUUUUAUGUACAAGCUAAAGAAGCCAUAUCCAAAGGACACAUAUCCUUAACAGAGCCACAUUGUGAUGAGUGCAAAUUAGCAAAGCUUGUGGCUUACAUCACUCAAGCUGAGCAUGGAGACUUAACAUGUAAUUCAUAUCAGCGGCACACUUACGAAGAGAUUCUGAAAGAGCUGUAUCCAACAUACAUCCCAUCACAAACCCUCAUUGACAGGGUGCUCUGGGAACAUUCCAACCUGCAUGGCAUGCCUCGGGCAAGUUCAAGGUAUUUCAUGCUACAGAUUGUAAGUGAGCUGCCUGGCUAUGGGAUGGAGGUGCACAAAGUUCACACAGCUCAGGGAUUCGAUGUCAACUUUGGAGUUGGUCCAGAGGGACUUGUUCUCCAAAAUGCCAAGACCAAGGAGGAGAGAACGAUUCCAUACCUCCAGAUCAGCUUAGCCACACACAAUGACAAGUCGGUUCAUGUACAGCUCAUUGAUGAAGCAGGUGAACCUCAGAUUGAGGAGUGCUAUAAACUGGUCAGUCGUAAGGCGGCAAUUGCUCUGUACCGUUGCAUCACAGAAAUGCAUUCCUUCUACAGAUGUGACACUGUGUGUCCUGAUGUGCAGUCCCAAUACUGUAGAGACUUCAAGGGCACCUUUGUCUCAAUAUUCAAUGAGAAUUCGGAGUUGGGAAAAAGAUACAUCUUUGAUAUUCAGCGCACGAGCAGAGAGGCUUACGAUUGUGUCAGGCGGAAACUGUACGCAAAGUCUUCUAGUCCCAAUUGCAGCCCAGUACACAAUUUUCAUUCAUGUGGGUCAUGUGUUGAUGAAGAUGAAGAAGAGGAAGAUGAAGACGUAGAAAGAAAUGAAGAGGAAAAGGAAAGUGUGGUUAAUGAUGUUGCCGGUGACUUGAUACAGCAGAAGCAAAAUACAAAUUUGCAAAAGGAAGUUAAGAGUCUAAAGCGUCGUCUUGAAGUGUUGGAGGACUCACUUUUGUGCUGUAUCUGUAUGUACCAAAAAGUCUGCAUGGUGCUGUGCCCAUGCGGUCAUAUGACCUGUGAUAUGUGCUGUGAACGAAUUGAGGAGUGUCCCUUGUGUCGCACAGAUAUCGAUAGGUUUCAGAAAGUCUUUCAGGGUUUUGGAUCUAAUGCAAACACUGUAUGUGAUAGUAUACCGCAUGUUCAGACGGAUUUGUGAAAAAUUAAUCUUUUCCAAGGACUUAAAGAGCAGUGGACACAAAAUGUGAUCUUAAUCAUUCCAUGUGUUGAGCACAUGUGAUUUUUACAUCCUCAACACUUUGUUCAGACAUUUUCAAAAUGGUCAGGUUGGUGUGUUUUUUCGUGGAUUAUGGGACAGUACGGACUGAUAUCAAGUCAGACUCUUUCGCUUCUGGAUGAGCCCAUUUUUUACGUCACAAGACUGAGCUAUAAAUGGCAAGGAGAGUAGAUGGCAGUAGCUUUUUAGGCUGUGAAAUGGACUUUGACAACAAACUUUGGUGUGUUUCUUCCAAAGGAUCUGUUGAUGAACUCAUUUGAUAUAAACACAAGGUGCUUUUUUUCAUUGUUCGGGAAUCGAUUUUAUGAACAGAUCAGCAAUUGUGAAACCACAUGUCCAGUGUUCUAAUGAAAAGACCGCUUGGAGGUCGUGGAUAAUCAAGAAAUUUUGCUCUCGGGUUAUUUUACUCUGCUUAUAUAUGCUUUUAAUCUGUAACAAGAUUUUCAUUGAAUUCUAGUCUUGUUCAUGUAUCCUGUUCCAUACUGUCUUUGUCACAAGUGAUGUGUAAAAAUUUGUAAUGUUUAAUGGGAGGGUUCAAAAUUUUGUGUGCCAUUUUUUAUGCUACCGAUGUUCAAUUGUCCUGUAAAUGCGUGAGGUUUUCAACUGCUUAGUUUCUUGAGUGCAAGGGUAUAAAUGUCGUGACAUGGUGGAAUCGGGCACUUGUUUAUUUUUAGGCAGAUGGAUUUAUUCGUAUCGUCUGAAAACUUCUUCAUUUGUCUUGCUUUCGAUGAAAAAAAUAUCCAUUUAUUUUGGGUACAAGUCGAGAUAUUGGCAAUUGAAGGAGGUGGGGGUCACCUGGUUUCAGAGGUAAAAUUUGCAAGUGAAUGGCCGCCAAAGUUUUGCUAUUUCCUUUGCUUGAGAAUCCGCGGAGACUGAAAAUUUGCUUUUUUGUGGCUUUUAUGGAUGGUUUUCAAUAAAAUCUGUACAAAAAUGUGUGUUCUUAAAUGGAUAUGGAAGGUGCUGAGCUAAAAAACAAAAAUUAAAAGUAAAAUUCCCAAACCUGCGGAAAAAUGCGAGUUUAUUCGUUUUCAUUAUUUUGACGAGCGCCUGAUUUCACCUCGCUGUCUCACAUAUUAUUGUUUAGUUCUUAUUGUAUAGUCUGAAUAGUAAAGAUAAACUGAGACAAAAUCAUGGAAGUUUUUAAAAGUAAGCUUUUGUUCUCCACGAGCCUUUGCCAAAGGGUCAGAUAUGUGGGUGUGUCAAAUUUUGACCUGAGUUAUGAACUUAUACAUUUUAUACAUCAAUGACACCAUCAAAUAUUUUUAAAAAAAGAAAUUCCUGCCAAUGGACACAUUUAUGGCAUUAUGAUGGUGUAUACUAAAUAUGUUCAAUGUUUGAUUGCAUUUUGUACAAUGGUUUAGGUUGAACAACAUUCUCUUCUUAACCAAGUUAAACAACUGGUACAUGUGCGUUCAAGAUGAGAAUAAAUGCCAUAUUGUUAUGAAAAGUUAUAAGAUGCAUGCAGCACUUCAAUAAAUCAGCUCAAGCAGUUCGACUUUGACUAAUGUACCAGGUAUUUCCUUGACAUAUGUGCAUGUUUUUAGAAGACAACAUAUUUUUCAUUAGUAGUGGGUGGUUGAUUUUAAAAGUCCUCAUGCAAACACCUGCACCCUUUUGGCAAAAGCAAAGCUAUGAAUGAUGAUAGGAUGAUAUUAAGAGGAAAUUGAGGCAAACAUAAAUUUACUAGUCAGCAUCAUUUCAUUGCAAAGAUGGCAGUCAGAGAAAAAGUAUCAUUUUUCUUUUUGUGUAAACUAUUGUAAUGUAAAGCAUAAUCUGAUGACAUGGGAAGAUCAUCCAUUUGGCAUUUUUUAUACUGAAAAUCUCUGUGAUAAAAAAACAAUGAAUAUUUUCCAUGUCAAGUAGUAGAGAAAUUGGAGCGUCAUUAGCAAAAAUAUAUUGACUGUGCAGGGUUUUUUUUGUCAGCCUGAGUAGUACAUCAAUGGUAGGAGACGAUGUGUGCAUAUUUGUAUAGAUUUAAUGAAGAAGGAUCAUAUUAUCUCUUGUGUGUCUGCAGUAUUGUAUACAGAAAUGCAUGGGAAGAGAGAAACCAAAGUAGUUGUCAGUAUUGAGAAAAAUAAAACAAUUGGAUAACUGUAGUUUUGGACAAUGUUAAAGAAUGUUGUUAUAUUAUAAUGUUAAAUAUCAGUGAAAAGUAAGGCUAGAAAGCUUUCAAAGAUAUAUAUUGAAUGUAUUAUAAUUUAUUGAUUUUAGACGCGGCCAUUUCUAAGAAAAUGCCUUGGUCUUUAAAAAUAAAAUAUGGUACCAUUAAAAAUUUUUUAAAGUUUUUAUGGACACUUUGACUAGAAGUUAUGACUAUGACAUAAGGGUACAGUUUUGCUAUAUUUGCUUCCUUGAGUCAACAGUUUUACUUAACUUCUGAAGUCUAGGUCUCAGUCUGUCAUGCUGGCAUGGAGGGAAGAGAGAGAAGUUUGUUGUAUGGUGAUGAAUACUCUAGAAAAUGCACACGCAUAAUGUACAUCAACAAUAUCUUUUGAGCAGUUUAGUUUAGAUACUCACUUCUAACAUGGCUACAGAGUGGAAAAAACAAUGAUCGAGGAGAGACAAGUGAGUCUUUUGUGUUUUGUCGUGAAAAGAAUGAAGUGUAAAAAAUGUUACAUAAUGUGAAAAUCUGAAAUUAUCAUAUCACUUGAUUUGAUGCUCAAAUGAUCAUUUGCAAGAGUUUUCAAGGCCUUACUGGUUUUAGUUUGUCCCAUAAAAAGAGAUCUACAAUUUUCAAUGGCUAUGGUGUCUUUGAAGCCCAUUUUCUUUUUACUGUUAAAAAAGGACCUCAGAUUUGUUCAUUAUCAUUUAUAACUUAUAUAAUUAAGAAGCCAUGAAAACUUCCCAGACAUCCCUGGUUCAAGAAUAAGAACGCCUUCUUGGAAAUUAGAUCCGGGGUUAUAUCAUCAUAGUCCAGCACACCUACAGAAUGAAUUUCUUAUGUUGCAAUGAAUCAAAAAUUGUGAGAAAGUGAAAUACUGUGCCUACACUGGGUUUCAGGGUAUUUUUUAGUUGGUUUUUUUUUUUAAAGUUUGAAAAUAAGAUAGCUUUUCUUGUUCUCUUUCGUACUCAUUCAUAAGGGAUUGUUCCUUUAGAGAAUAGUGUUUUUAAAUUUUUAAAUAAGAGUACUCUUUUUUAAAGAGCCAAAAAAUUUCUUUUUUAAAAUUAGAAAAGACUUUGAGAUGCAUUAUUUUUUACAUGAAGGCUUCUAAAUUUUAGAGACCUAUGAUGUGUCUCAGUAGUGAAAGUACUGAAAGAGACCAAAGAGCUGCUAUUUUUACCUUGACUUGAAUAAAAAAUAUUUAGUGAUCCAGUUUAUACGUGUGUACGAAUUGAGGAUAGAACAACAGCUUAUAUUAUGUAAGUGCUGCCUUUUUUGUGCAGUUAAAGAACAUGUGAGGCAUCAUGGUGAAAUCAGGCACCUGCAAAGUAAUACUGGAAUCAAAGAAA
Aplysia californica (California sea hare) is the source of this 5334-nucleotide messenger RNA. RefSeq names its product E3 ubiquitin-protein ligase MYLIP. The transcript has 7 exons. The record is from RefSeq and is a predicted model, not a curated record. Gene Ontology annotation, cellular component: cytoskeleton. Gene Ontology annotation, biological process: ubiquitin-dependent protein catabolic process. The coding region runs from base 340 to 1806 and encodes 488 amino acids. Gene Ontology annotation, molecular function: ubiquitin-protein transferase activity. Lineage: Eukaryota; Metazoa; Mollusca; Gastropoda; Aplysiida; Aplysiidae.